AUGUAUUUGGUUGGUCUCACUGGCGGCAUUGCCACCGGCAAAAGCAUGGUCUCGAGGAUUUUCUCAGACAGUGGAAUACCGCUGUUAAGCCUGGUAAACCGGCAUAUCGGAAGUUACGGAAGCACUUCGGCGACGAAUACUUUGAUGCUGAAACCGGCGCGUCACGUGGUAAAUUCGAUUACGCAUCCGGAGAUACGUAAAGCAAUACUAUUCCGCGUGCUGCAACAUUUCUUCCGCGGAGAAAACUACGUUGUUUUAGAUUUGCCCCCGGAGGACCUUCAGAUACAGCGGCUCUGCGAACGUGAUGGCAUCGAUGAAGAAGCUGCUCGAGCACGGAUUCAGGCUCAAUAUCCGAUGGCAGUAAAACGCCGUCAGGCUACCCACAUUGUGAAUAACGGUGGCACUGUACAGGAAACACGAGCUCAAGUCCAUGCACUAAUUGAGGAACUGAAUAAGUCCAGAUUGCAUUUGCUUGGUGGCACCUCUGAUGAAGAUUGCGAGGGAGAUGUGCAAGGAGGGAGAACUGCUUGCUUAUCGGCGAUCAGCGCCAUGCUGCUGCACUUUCGGCCGAACAUUUGUGCGACGACCUUCAAAAUCGUUCAUUUUAAUUGA
Molecule: messenger RNA, 612 nt
Organism: Gongylonema pulchrum
Lineage: Eukaryota; Metazoa; Nematoda; Chromadorea; Rhabditida; Gongylonematidae
Source: the annotation of a GenBank genome assembly